Acanthocheilonema viteae is the source of this 747-nucleotide messenger RNA. Lineage: Eukaryota; Metazoa; Nematoda; Chromadorea; Rhabditida; Onchocercidae. The record is from the annotation of a GenBank genome assembly.
AUGGAUGACUGGAGUUUGUUAAGUGAGGUGAAUGUAUUAGCAAAAUUACCGGAACAGUUCAACGAAUGGUUGGAAUCAAAAAAAUGGACAGAAAGACGUGAUGCUCUGCAGGCAUUGGUAAAUGAAAUGGCUAAAACUCCUCGGCUUGAUUCGAAGGUUCUUGCAAAAGAUGCGAAUAUUAAUGUAUGUGCUCUCGCAGCAAAGUGUAUCACAGGUCUUGCAAAUGGUCUUCAAACGAAGUUUGCACAGUUUGCUACACUGUAUAUCCCAGUCAUUUUCGAACGCUUCAAAGAAAAGAAGUCAAUCUUGCGCGAUCCUCUAAUUGAAUGUAUCGAUGCAAUAGUACUCACAGUCAAUUUGGAUAUGUUGGUAGAUGAUCUAUCUGAUUGUUUCAAUAAGCCAAAUCCGCAAAUCAAACUGCAAGCAUGCAACUUCAUUUAUCGAGUGAUGAAGAAUCAUAGCCAAACAUCAGCACCCAAAAAAACUAUUAAAGCUUUGGCACCAAUCCUGGUUAAGUUUACGGCUGAUCCAGAUUCAGAGGUGCGAGAAGCAGCAUGCAUUGGUCUUGGAUCAAUUAUGCGUCUAACAGGUGAUAAAGUAAUGAACACAUUCUUGGGAAAUUUGCAAGAGGAUAAAAUCAAAAUGAAAAAGAUAUGUGAUAGUAGAGAUCAAGCUACCAUUGAAUAUAAUGAAGAAGCAAAGCGAAAACAAGAAUCGGUGUCCUGUGGAAGUGUUGUACUUCCUGGU